Messenger RNA from Somion occarium, 1984 nucleotides. The record is from the annotation of a GenBank genome assembly. Lineage: Eukaryota; Fungi; Basidiomycota; Agaricomycetes; Polyporales; Cerrenaceae.
ACUCGCGCGUGACAGGGAUAUCGCAAAGUGAGGCAGAGGAUCUUUCCUCCACACUCAUCCUUUCUCUCCUCUCAUUUCCUUUACACCAUCAUCAUGGAUUCCAGGGUAGCACAUCGACGCGGCGAAUAUAAAAACAAGGGCGGCUUGAAGCAGGAUGACCUUCGUCGCCGCCGGGAGGAGCAACAAGUCGAGAUCAGGAGGCAGAAACGUGAAGAGAACAUCUCUAAGAGGCGAAACUUCCUUCCCAGUACAGUCGGCGACUCAGAUGAGGAGGGCGGAGCCACCAGCUUCGAAAGUCCGCUCGCGGACGAUAUGAUUGCUGGUGUCUUCUCCGAUGACACCGAACGCCAAUUGGAUGCUACCACCAAGUUUCGUAAACUCCUUUCCAAGGAGAAGAAUCCUCCCAUUGAACGCGUGAUUGAGUGUGGUGUUGUCCCACGUUUUGUCCAGUUCUUGCAGGGAGAUAACCCUAUGCUCCAGUUUGAGGCAGCGUGGGCGCUUACAAAUAUCGCCUCUGGAACGGCGGACCACACUCAAGUUGUCAUAAGUGCUGGUGCUGUACCAGAAUUCAUUAAACUUCUUUCGUCUCCCGUACUCGAUGUGCGGGAACAAGCUGUCUGGGCUCUUGGUAACAUCGCUGGAGAUAGCCCUCAAUGCAGGGAUUACGUCCUUCAGCAGGGUGCCCUUAGGCCUCUGUUGGCUUUGCUUAGCGAGAAUCACAAGCUCAGUAUGCUUCGAAACGCAACCUGGACCUUGAGCAACUUCUGCCGAGGCAAGUCUCCUCAGCCUGAUUGGGACCUCAUCUCGCCAGCUCUUACCGUCCUCACCAAACUCAUCUAUUCUCUCGAUGAUGAGAUUUUGAUCGAUGCUUGCUGGGCGAUUUCUUACCUCUCCGACGGCUCGAACGACAAAAUUCAGGCGGUUAUUGAAUCGGGCGUUUGCCGGAGACUGGUCGACUUGCUCAUGCACCCGUCAACCUCCGUGCAAACACCUGCGCUGCGCUCCAUUGGCAACAUCGUAACUGGCGAUGACCUUCAAACUCAAGUUGUCAUCACCUCCGGAGCUCUCCCUGCCCUUCUCUCCCUUCUCUCCUCUCCCAAAGACGGCAUCAGGAAGGAGGCAUGCUGGACGAUUUCCAAUAUCACCGCUGGCUCGCCCCCUCAGAUUCAAUCUGUCAUUGACGCCAACAUCAUUCCACCUCUGAUCAAUAUCCUCCAGAAUGCCGAUUUUAAGACCAAGAAGGAGGCUUGCUGGGCUAUCUCCAACGCGACUUCCGGAGGUCUCCAGGAGCCAUCACAAAUCCGAUACCUCGUUUCACAAGGAUGUAUCAAGCCUUUGUGUGAUCUGCUCACCAUGAUGGAUAACAAAAUCAUUCAAGUUGCGUUGGACGGCCUUGACAACAUACUUAAGGUUGGUGAGAUGGAUAAGCAAGCUUCCGGUCCUGGUGCUAUCAACAUCUAUGCCCAAUACGUUGAGGAAGCUGGAGGCAUGGUCACCAUUCACAAUCUUCAACAACACGACAACCUCGAUAUUUACAAGAAAGCCUUCAAUAUCAUGGACAAGUACUUCCCUGAUGAUGAGGAAGUUGAUGCUGGUAUCAGUGCGCCCCAGGUCGAUGCUUCUGGUGCAUUUGCAGUACGUGUUCUCUUUCAGCUGCAUGCAAAGGGUCAUACUUACGAUAACACUUUGCCACAGUUCAAUCAGGAGGGUGCUGCCCCACCUCCAGGCGGUUUCAGCUUCGGCCAGUGAUUGGAUAUUGUUCUUAGGGUCGGAUGUUGUAGUACUUUCUGUCGUUGCCUUUCUUCCUUACCUCCUCGCACUUUUGUUUCCCCCUUGUCAGAAUAGUCCAUCGAAGUCUCAUCGGUGAAUUUGUAGCCUACGUGAUUCCCUCGAUCCAAUGUAGAUUCUCGCAAUCUUGAGUCGUGUUUAAGAUCAAGUCCUAGAUUCGCUAGUUUUGGAAUCGAGUUCUAUCUUUGCUGAAGGC